This is a messenger RNA of Loxodonta africana (African savanna elephant), 2423 nucleotides long. It is a transcript of the gene RNF114, whose product is annotated as ring finger protein 114. The record is from RefSeq and is a predicted model, not a curated record. Gene Ontology annotation, molecular function: ubiquitin protein ligase activity. Gene Ontology annotation, biological process: protein polyubiquitination; ubiquitin-dependent protein catabolic process. The transcript has 6 exons. Bases 7 to 705 code for a protein of 232 amino acids. Lineage: Eukaryota; Metazoa; Chordata; Mammalia; Proboscidea; Elephantidae.
AGCAAGAUGGCGGCGCAGCAGCGAGAUCGUGAGGGCGGCGCGCAAUUGGCUGGGUCCGCGGCGGCGGCGGCGGCGGAGGCCGACCCCCUGGCCCGCUUCACGUGUCCCGUGUGCUUGGAGGUGUACGAGAAACCGGUGCAGGUGCCCUGCGGUCACGUCUUUUGCUCUGCAUGCCUGCAGGAAUGUCUGAAGCCGAAGAAGCCCGUCUGCGGGGUAUGCCGCAGCGCUCUGGCCCCUGGCGUCCGAGCCCUGGAGCUCGAGCGGCAGAUUGAGAGCACAGAGACAUCUUGCCAUGGCUGCCGUAAAAAUUUCUUCCUAUCCAAGAUCCGGGCCCACGUGGCUACCUGUUCCAAAUACCAGAAUUAUAUCAUGGAAGGUGUGAAAGCCACCACUAAGGAUGCAUCUCUUCAGCCAAGGAAUAUCCCAAACCGUUACACUUUUCCUUGCCCUUAUUGUCCUGAGAAGAACUUUGACCAGGAAGGACUUGUGGAACACUGCAGAUUAUUCCAUAGCACAGAUACCAAGUCUGUGGUUUGUCCGAUAUGUGCCUCGAUGCCCUGGGGAGACCCCAACUACCGGAGUGCCAACUUCAUAGAGCACAUCCAGCGCCGGCACCAGUUUUCUUACGACACUUUUGUGGAUUACGAUGUUGAUGAAGAGGACAUGAUGAAUCAGGUGUUGCAGCGCUCCAUCAUGGACCAGUGAGCAGCCUCUGCUGUGUGUCUCCCAUUCCAGAGCUUCCACGUGAAACUUUGGACUCAUACACCUUCAAUGUACAACAGACCUGGAAGUGAUCCGUGGCAUUAAGGACAGGGCCCUUCUGACAGGGGAAAUAAGGGCCCCAGGUCAGAGCCUCUCUUUCCUCUGGGCUCUUACCAAAGCUUUCUUCCCCUGCCAUUAACCUUGUUUAUCACGCGGUCUAGUCUUAUAAUCCUCCUAACCCUCAGCUACUUGGCUGGAGCUUCUGCCUCGUCUUCUGGAAGAGAAUCCAGCCUCUCCACCGCCACCUGGUCUUGUUUCACACUUGUUCCUGCAGUCCGGUGUUCAUCUCUCAGGUCCUCUGAGCCAGCCGGGACCUUUUCUGGGUCACAAAUAGCACAAAUGAGACAAGUGUCUCCUUGGCCUUGAGGUGUGUGAGCUCUGGCAGCCGUGCGGCUGGGCAUUGGUGAAGCUCCCGGUGCUAGAAGCUGGGCAGUCCUGUUGGGUCUGAUGCUGGAAAGUUUGAUUAGGGAUAUUUACCUCCUCCUGCACACCUUUAGCAUUAACUGGUUCAGUCUUAAAUGCCUGCAUGGUGCCUUUUUAGGAUAAGGUGUAACCAUAUAUUUUUAGUAAAAGUAAAUGUUCUUAGGUUAGGAAAGUUAAAGCCCAUGGUAUCCAUAAAUGGGGAGGAGGGUCAAAACUUUUUGCUUUUGAUUUUCAAACUAAUGAGCUGUUUUCGUAUGACCGCGUCAGGUUUACCUCUUUAUUUGGGGGUUUGCUUACAGUCUUGUUCUUGAAACAUGAAAAGGAGUCCAGAAUAAGAAGGAAGAGACAGGGCUACACGGGUAUUGGUUCUUUUAUCUUCUAUUUAGUGACUUAUAUUAAACUGAGCAUUGUUUUUCUGUCACAGAUGGUUUCCUUGUGAACCUGGUUUCAGUGUGUAAAUUGGUGUGUGAAAACCUUCCCUCCAAAUGCAGAGAGAGGUUAUAGGCAAUCUGAUAUCACACCCUGUUGCCUCUUGUGACAAGACGAACUAUUCAUAAAGGAGACAAUCUCCCAAUGAACAGUUGUUGAUAAAAGCUGUCUACUAGAAACUCACUUUGGUAACAAGCCCCAAGUUCAGGAUAGUUCACGAAUAUUAAUAAAUAUAAGGCUAAAAUGCUUGUAAGCCUAUUUCUCUAGGAGCAGAAUAUCUGGUCAAGCAAAAGGCAUAUGACAUUAGGUCCUUUUUUUUUCAUGUCAAACAUUUCUAGCCUGAAUGUGGAGAUGUUUCUAGUCAGCGGCCAAGCUUACAAUAACAGAAGUGCUUUGGCCUGUAUUCUGCCACCACGGGCUUCCCUACCUGCCAGUGAGGAGCUGCAGGUGCCUGACAGCUGGUGAAGACGGGCCUGUAAUAACUUCCUCAUGCGCUGUUGCAUGGGAGGGCCACGGCGUUAAGGUCAGCUUCUUCACUGUAGUUUCUAGAGAACGUUCACUCAGGCCUCCCCAAGUUGAGAUCCUCUCUGUAAAGUCUGGAGGGGAAUUGGACAGAACCUGUGUUUGAGGGACCCGAUCAGAGCACAUCCAUCUUGCUGGUGGUUCAGAGAAACUUAUUUUCUUGUAUUAAGUGCACUUCAUGUAUUUCUAAUAAGAUGACUUUCCAGAAAGUGAAAUUUGUUAUGUUCUGGCUUUUAAAAGGUGAAAUAAAAAUAAAUUUCAUAAUUUAUCCAACUGGUAAGCGGUAA